This is a messenger RNA of Daucus carota subsp. sativus, 1295 nucleotides long. RefSeq lists its product as uncharacterized. Bases 41 to 1126 code for a protein of 361 amino acids. The record is from RefSeq and is a predicted model, not a curated record. The transcript has 6 exons. Lineage: Eukaryota; Viridiplantae; Streptophyta; Magnoliopsida; Apiales; Apiaceae.
GCUUAUCUUUUCUCUCAUAUGUGUGUGUAUAUAUAUAUAGAUGGCUUCUCAAAGCACAGCCCUAAGAAAGCGCGGCAUGGGUAGGGGCCCCAAUCAUAUCCCAAGGGCUCCUACUAACCCGGACGAGCGGACUCUUAUUCACCUUCAUCCUGGUCCUAAUACCACUGAUUUCGCAGAUCAUAGAAUUGUGAAGUGUAUCUCUCAGUUAUGCCUUCAGAACUGGCCUACUCCUGCAAUUACGUGGGCUAGCACACCUUCCGCCCACAAGGAUGCUGUGUGGGCAGAAUUCCAGAAACGUUAUAGGUGGGAAGACGAGAACAGUGCAACAAUUUCUACUUUAUUUUGGCAGAAGUGUGCUGCCCGCACUAAAGAUAAUUUGUCAAAAGAACGUGCGAAAGCCCUAUACAAUGCCAACAUUGACUAUCCAACUCAAGGAGGAGAGUUGUAUAUGCAUAAGUAUAACCCUUGGUGGUGCAGCGCUGAUAUAUGGGCUCAGAUGUGUGAAAAAUGGACGGAAGAAGACUGGCUAAAGAGGAGUUCUACUGCCUCUAGUAACAGAUUCGCAGGUGCAGACAGUGGUCAAAAGGCCAAAGGCACCUACAAGGGCGGCAUUAUUUCUCAGUUGCAGCAUAUCACUAAUAAGGAGUCUCAGUCCCCGGGAGUUUCUAUCGACUGGGUGGAUGUUUACGUGGCUACUCGUGAUGGUUUGCCAGAUGCUAUUAAAACAGCGGAAAAUUAUCGUCGUUUGUUUGAUGAGCGUUAUCCUGAGGGCACUGAGCGUCCUGAUUUUGAUCAGGAAUUGUGGGAGAUGGCUUCUGUUGUGAAGAAAAAUUAUGUCAAAGGUCAAGGACAGCGACGACGCCCAUCCUUUAGUGGCUCAUUCAAUGGCUCAGGUGGCACUCAGUCUUCGCAGUCAUCGAGCCAUCUGUCUACUCAUACUGCGGCUGAUUGUGUGAGAGCCAUAUGCCAAAAUAAAGAGCUUCUUCUUAUACUAGGCGGGCAUCUGGGAGCUAUAGAUCCUGAGGCAUUAGCUCGUGCAGUGGAGGCGGCAGCUGCAUCACGUCGUGCGGAUGAUACUGAGGGAUCUCGUCAUGAUGAUCAGGAAGACGAGUCUGGCGGAACUUAGUGUGUUAUGGUUGUAUUUUAUAUUUCCAGACUGUAAUUGCGUACUUGGACAAAACUGGAACAUUUUAUGUUUUUCUUUAUUUUGUCUUGGAUGAUGUUAACUUUUGCAUUUGAAUUUUUAUUCGAGUUGGUUAUCUGAAUUUGAGCAAAUUUAUAUAUAUUGUACGAUG